AGGCGUUGAAGGGCAUAAAAAGGGGCAAAUGGUUAAGUAAUAAGGACAAAACCCAACUACUCGGAAGGGUUUUCUUUCUUUCUUUCUUGCAGACACCCACACACACGAUUAUGAACAUCAUCAAAAUCCAUCUCAUCACUCCCACAACAAUUUCCCUGUCUCUAUUCUUCCUAUAGAUACACACACCCUUCCUUCAGAUCUUGUCAGACAAUCUCUCUCUCUCUCUCUCUCUCUCUGUCCUGUUUUUUUCCUGUUUCAAAUCUCUCUUUUGUUUCGAUCCUCAGAUCCUUUUGUUUCUCUCUGUCUUUUACUUUGACCAUUUGACCGGCGUUAACAUGGGCCAGUGCUACGGCAAAACAAUUCCAACAACCGACAACGACGGCCCCACCACCAUCAUCGCCGCCGACGACCACCACCACCAACAACAACGUUCGUAUCCACAAUCACCACUCCCCUCCAACAACAACGUUCCCUCUGUCAAAAACACUCCGGCCCGAUCCUCCAGCCCAUGGGCCAGCCCAUACCCACACGGAAUCUCCAGCCCCUUACCCACCGGAGUAUCGCCGUCGCCGGCCCGAUCGUCGACACCGGGCCGGAGGUUCUUCAAACGCCCGUUUCCGCCGCCGUCACCAGCUAAGCAUAUUAAAGCUUCGCUGGCGAGAAGGUUCGGGCAGACGAAACAGCAGCAGCAGCAACGGGCAGGCACGAUUCCUGAGGAUGGGGCAGCGGUUGAACAGCCGGAAUUGCAAUCGCUUGAUAAGAAUUUUGGGUAUAAUAAGAAUUUUGGGGCCAAGUAUGAAUUGGGGAAGGAGAUUGGGCGAGGGCAUUUUGGUCAUACUUGUCAUGCUAAAGGGAAAAAAGGGGAACUUAAGGAUCAACCUGUUGCUGUUAAGAUUAUUUCUAAAGCUAAGAUGACAACUGCAAUAUCGAUUGAGGACGUGCGUAGGGAAGUAAAAAUAUUAAGAGCUCUUUCUGGUCAUAAGCAUCUGAUCCACUUUUUUGAUGCAUGUGAAGAUGCAAAUAAUGUAUACAUCGUUAUGGAAUUGUGUGAAGGUGGGGAAUUACUUGAUCGGAUACUAUCCAGAGGUGGAAGAUACACAGAAGCGGAUGCAAAAUUGAUAAUUGUUCAGAUACUAAGCGUUGUUGCUUUUUGCCAUCUUCAAGGCGUAGUGCAUCGUGACCUAAAGCCCGAGAACUUUCUUUUCAUGUCCAAAAGUGAAGACGCUGAUAUGAAGCUUAUUGAUUUUGGUCUUUCCGAUUUCAUUAGGCCAGAAGAAAGGCUUAAUGAUAUAGUUGGAAGCGCGUAUUAUGUUGCGCCAGAAGUUCUGCAUAGAUCGUACAGCUUGGAAGCGGAUAUAUGGAGCAUCGGUGUUAUUUCAUACAUUCUUUUAUGCGGGAGCAGACCGUUUUGGGCAAGAACCGAAUCAGGAAUAUUUCGAGCGGUUUUGAGAGCAGACCCUAAUUUUGAUGAUAUACCGUGGCCUUCUGUAUCGCCAGAAGCUAAAGAUUUUGUUAAAAGACUUUUAAAUAAGGACUAUAGAAAAAGAAUGAGUGCUGCUCAAGCUCUCACUCAUCCAUGGUUGUCAACUGAAAACCAUCCGAUUCCGUUAGAUAUAUUGAUUUACAAACUGGUGAAGGCAUAUCUUCAUGCUUCUCCGUUCAAACGUGCUGCACUCAAGGCACUUUCAAAAGCACUGACCGAGAAUGAACUGAUUUAUCUUAGAGCUCAAUUCAUGCUUUUGGAACCAAACAAAGACGGUCGUGUAUCUCUCGACAACUUCAGAAUGGCGCUCAUGCGUAACGCUACGGAUGCAAUGAAGGAAUCUAGGGUUCCUGAUAUUUUAAAUGCAAUGGCACCGUUAUCUUACCGGAAGAUGGACUUUGAAGAGUUUUGCGCAGCCGCCAUAAGCACAUAUCAAUUGGAAGCCCUUGAAACAUGGGAACAGAUUGCAUCGACUGCAUUUGAUUUUUUUGAACAGGAGGGUAACCGCGCAGUGUCUGUUGAGGAACUUGCUCGGGAACUGAACGUGGGUCCUACUGCACAUUCGAUUCUGAAGGACUGGAUUAGAGGCGAUGAUGGCAAGCUGAGUUUGUUCGGUUAUGCCAAAUUUUUGCAUGGAGUCACGCUUCGCAGCUCCAACUCAAGACAUUGAUUAGAUUUUGUUUCUUUCUUUUUAUAUUGAAAGGAUGUUUUUUUUUUCUUUCUUGUUUUACCAUAUUUUGCUGGAUUAAGGUUUUAUGGGGGGCACUUGUGUAGAAGAAAUGAAUAUAGUAGAGACAAAAUCAAACAAGGGGUUUUUUUAUUUAUUUUUUUUUAAUUUAGGUGUGGAAGAGAUUUUUUUUUUCUUGUCGGAAUGUUUGGAAUAUUCUUGUGCUUCACUCCCCCACACAAGAUAAGAUUCUUAUGACAUGUCAUCUGUUUGCUUCUG
Molecule: messenger RNA, 2429 nt
Organism: Helianthus annuus (common sunflower)
Lineage: Eukaryota; Viridiplantae; Streptophyta; Magnoliopsida; Asterales; Asteraceae
Product: CDPK-related kinase 3
Exons: 11
Coding region: 336-2153 (605 amino acids)
Biological process (GO): protein autophosphorylation; intracellular signal transduction; peptidyl-serine phosphorylation
Cellular component (GO): nucleus; cytoplasm
Molecular function (GO): calmodulin binding; calcium ion binding; calcium-dependent protein serine/threonine kinase activity
Source: RefSeq, a predicted model, not a curated record